Molecule: messenger RNA, 1691 nt
Organism: Micromonas commoda
Lineage: Eukaryota; Viridiplantae; Chlorophyta; Mamiellophyceae; Mamiellales; Mamiellaceae
Exons: 1
Source: RefSeq, a predicted model, not a curated record
AUGACUCGACCGUGUCAGGAGGUAAAGCCAAACAGCUAUUCGGAUUGGAAGGGUAACUGCCACUGCCUGCCUGGGUACACCGAAGAUACUGCUCUUCCCGACCAAAAUGGUACUGGAUACUUUCUGGACCUCAACAACACUCAAGUCGCACCGAUGUCGUUGUACGAGCCAGUGGUGUUCUUUGAGGGCGAUUGGGUUGGUGCCCUAAAUCCAUACGGAGUCUGCGUGCCAUGUAGGAAUGGGUACUAUAAGGAAUACCCCGGGUCUCACCCGUGCACAAAGUGUCCAGAGAAUUUUGACACUGCGCGCAUAGACGGCAACUGGGCUCCCCCGCACAAUUCUACGUCGGGGAAGAUCCUUGCCGGUCCCCUCGGGAAGACCAGAUUAGAAGACUGCCACUGCAUCGCAAACACUCCGAUCGAAGGUGUGGUAUGGGUGGACGAGCCUGAGCUUGAAUCCUAUUACCGAAACUAUUCUCGCGAAGGGUACAGAUGCGAUGUUUGUCCCCAUGGUGGUAACUGCACGGGCCUUGACAUACCGUAUAUUGCUGCGCAGCCCGGAUUUUACAGGACUAGCACGGUUACCACCAAAUUCAACAAAUGCCCUAAUCCAGAAGCCUGUGUUGGCGGGUUUGACAGCCUCUGCCUCGUGGGCAACAACAGUGGGUACACAGGAACGCUCUGUGCAAACUGUCUGCCUGGAUAUGCUCACCCGACCAUCAAUGGGCGCUUCCCUCCUCGAUGUCUGGGAUGUGGAAACGUUGGCAUCAAUACAGCAAUCUUCCUCGUGCAGCUUGCAGGCAUUGUGUCCAUCAUCUCCAUAGUUGUGUGGACAAAUGUCAGGCGCGGAUCCGAUGCCAUCUGCCUGAUCAAGACCUUCAUCACGUAUAUGCAGACUGUCUCCCUCGCUAAGGACCUUGACUUGCGAUGGCCAGAAGCAACGUCUGGCUUUAUGGUCUUCAUGGAGAAGUUAAGUACUAUAGACAUGCGAUCUUUCUCGGUGCAGUGUUUGUUCCCGGGCAACUACUACUCCGAGACUGGAUUGUAUCUUGCAACACCCCUGAUCAUGGGCACUGCCCUGCUGCUGUACUACUCAGUUUUCCAGUUCUUCGAAGAACAGAGAAGCUCAAUCUCGAGUAGACGGGGAAGGACGUCUAAGAUUGCAGAAAUUGAAGAGGAAUCGGAGAGCGACGAUGAUGGAGAUCGUAGCCCUGUGGUCAAAGCUGCAGAUCUCAGGACUAAGGUAAGGGUCGAGGCAAUGGACAACGCAAUGUUUGAGGAGUCAUGGGAAGCGAAAGCAUUUGACAAGGUUUUCAUGCUGGCGAUCAUUAUGCUGUGGUUCAUGUACCCCACGCUCGCCAAGUACAUGAUCGGUCUUCUGCAAUGCAAGCGCCUUGACACCGGAUCCGACAACGUCUUUCUGGUCGCAGAUAUGAGCAUCAAGUGCUACGACUCGACACACAGCAGCUGGCUGUUCCUCUUCUUCGUUGUUCUCAUCAUCUACGUCCUCGGCAUUCCAUUGCUGUCGAUGUUCCUCCUACAACUGGAAGGCGAAAACCACGAUCGACUCGGUAUGCGGUUCCGAGUCGGAUUUCUUUACAAAGGACAUGAUAUCGAGAGGGCUUGGUGGUGGGACCUUGUGAUAUUUGCUCGCAAAUUCACGAUGAUCAGCGUUGUCGUCCUCGGAGCUAA